Ictalurus furcatus (blue catfish) is the source of this 2130-nucleotide messenger RNA. It is a transcript of the gene osr1, whose product is annotated as odd-skipped related transcription factor 1. The record is from RefSeq and is a predicted model, not a curated record. The coding region runs from base 1097 to 1846 and encodes 249 amino acids. Gene Ontology annotation, biological process: regulation of transcription by RNA polymerase II; embryo development; urogenital system development. The transcript is spliced from 3 exons. Lineage: Eukaryota; Metazoa; Chordata; Actinopteri; Siluriformes; Ictaluridae. Gene Ontology annotation, molecular function: RNA polymerase II transcription regulatory region sequence-specific DNA binding; DNA-binding transcription factor activity, RNA polymerase II-specific. Gene Ontology annotation, cellular component: nucleus.
UACGUCAAUCAAAAUUUCGACACUAAAAUGAUCAGUGAAGUGAAAUACAUUAGAUUAGAUUUGUUUCCACGUGCUUGUUGAUUUGUUUGUUUAUGUAUUUAUUCCAGCUGGUUUUUGUUUGUUUUGUCGGUUUAUUGGCGCGCGCAGCUGCGUCACACAGGGCCCAAUUAUUCAUGUCAUAUAUCACAUUCCUGCAGAUUUAUAAACAAUAAAAAUAAAAACACACCUGCGAACGCACAGAAAAUAGAUAGAUAGAUAGAUAGAUAGAUAGAUAGAUAUGAAGCCACGAAAUAAUGACAGGCUGUAAACAAACAAACAAACAAACAAACCUCGAUUUUGUAAACAGACCUGUUAUGAGUGCUUUUGCUAAUCAUCUGAUUCUGACGCUGAUGUAAAUGAUUAACACUGCGCUGCUUAACACUAAUGACUGAACUGCAAAACAAACAAAUAAGUAAACAAAAACAAAAUAACUCGGAUGCGCGCGACUGUUGCAUCCGCUGUGCGUUUUUUUAAAAAUUUGUUUGUUUGUUUGUGUGUUUGCUUUUUUUAUGCAUUCAAUUACACGUUGAGAGCGAAAGGUAACGUGUGCAUGUCUAACGUGUAACGUGUGUGUGUGUGUGUGUGUGGUGUUCAACUAUGCUGCGAAAGUGUAAGAAACUUGCUUGCUCGCUCUCUCUCUCUCUCUCUCUGUGUGUGUGUGUGUGUGUGUGUGUGUGUGGGUUUGGCCAUAUGACGCGUGAGGGUUUGGUUACAAUAAAGAGGCGGUGUGGGUUUUUGGGACCGCAGUACAGAGAGAGAGAAAGAGAAGGAAAGACACACGCACGCGGGGAGAGAAAGUUUAAUCCUGCACUAACAGCUGUGUGGAGCUGCUGCGGUGUGUGUGUGUGUGUGUGUGUGUGUAUAUAUAUGUGUGUGUGUGUGUGUAUGUGUGUGUGUGUGGGUGGGUUGUGUGUGUGAGAACUGGCUGAAGACUGCAUGCAACUUUCUUUGCGUGGGAAGAAUUAAAACUUUUUACCCCCGAGUCCCGCCGGAUCGUCCUGCGCGCCGCGAGCUGGCCACAGCCACUGCUGAUUGACCUAGAAUCCACAUAGGAAUCAUGGGUAGUAAAACACUUCCUGCUCCUGUACCUCUUCAUCCAUCCCUCCAACUGGCCAAUUACUCCCUCCUCCAAACGUCCAACGGCUUCCAUCUUCCUGCCGAUCAAAUGCCGGGAAUCUACAGCUUCAGCGCGCUUCACGCCGUCCACUUGCACCACUGGACGCUGGGAUAUCCUCCAUUUUUGCCCCGCUGCACCUUCUCUCGUUUCCCUCUUCCCUCCAUCCCGCUCCUCCCUCAGCUGGUGCAUCCAGCCAAACAGGAAGCGAAGAGCAAGCCGCGCUUUGACUUCGCCAACUUGGCCGCCGCCGCCACUCAGGAAGAGCCGCUGAAGGCCGAGGACCUGAGCGUGUCCGUUGGAGGUGGAGGGCACACGAACGCACCCUCCCUAGGCUGCCUACUCGACGUGGCCAAGCUGGCUUCGCCCGAGAGGAAGCCGAGCCGAGGGCGGCUGCCUUCCAAAACCAAGAAGGAGUUUGUGUGCAAGUUCUGCGGCCGCCAUUUUACCAAGUCGUACAAUUUGCUGAUCCACGAGCGCACGCACACGGACGAGAGGCCGUACACGUGCGACAUCUGCCACAAGGCCUUCAGGAGGCAAGAUCAUCUCCGAGACCACCGGUAUAUCCACUCCAAAGAGAAGCCGUUCAAAUGCCAGGAGUGUGGAAAAGGUUUCUGUCAGUCCAGGACUCUCGCCGUCCACAAAACAUUACACAUGCAAGUCAAAGAGCUCAAACCCGCCAAGAUAAAGUGAGGUCACGCUGCAUUAGCCAAUGGGGACACUGGAAAGCCAAAGACCCGAGGACAGCAGCCAAUAGCAAUAGCAACAUGACCAAAGAGUGAAAGGUGCAAGACUCAAACUAAUAUGAUAUCAAAAUAUGGACUCAUGGAGCCAAGAGCUCUCGCUGAAUCUGCAAACACACGGUGGUUCUGAAUAAAAAUGGGUUUUCAAAAAGUGAGGUCAAGCUGAAACAGCCUGUGGGAUCGCAGGAAAUCCAGAACCACGAGGACUUCAGCCAAUAGCGAGAGCCAAAACCA